This is a messenger RNA of Chilo suppressalis (striped riceborer), 678 nucleotides long. NCBI's taxonomy places the organism in Eukaryota, Metazoa, Arthropoda, Insecta, Lepidoptera, Crambidae. The record is from the annotation of a GenBank genome assembly.
AUGGGUGCUGCCAGCGGGGAUGAAAGGAACACAGACCGUUCUCGCAACAGAGGAACACCACUCCCCGGAACACUGAGCUCAGUAGGAGGCAGCGGCGAGGAAUCACCGCCAAUAUACAGACCUGGGUCGCAAGCUGACCACAAACCAUCAUGCCGCUUGAUCGACUGCAUUAAUCAAAUAAGCUUGAUCAAGUUAAAACCAUUCCGUCAAGCGGCAUGUCCCUCCAAAAUGCCUGCCCAGUCUGGGUUAUUUUGGCUUGACGAAGCCUAUUUGAUCAAGCCACUGAAUCAAGCGGUACGACGUUAUGUCGUGUCUCAAUUUGUAAAGCCCAAACCACCCCAUCAGUAUUGGGAAGAAGAGACGUCUUUGACCCUGGUGCCUGACAACAAGAACUGCUUGCUGUGCGAGCUGCAAGACUCAGGGGCGUGCAGGGCCAUGCCUUCGUGUGUGUACUGCGAGCCGACUGUCACAGCUCUUUGCGAGAGGAGCACCCCGUGUUUAAGAUGCACUGUGAUCAAGAACCCAUUUUUCAAGUGCAUCCCCGGUGAGAAGUACAUGGACGAGUGCGACUCCUGCCGCUGCACGGACGGCCACAGCGGCUGGUGCACUAACCAAUUCUGUGAGUUCAGAUCGUUGCACAUCUACGCUGCGAAACUGUCGGAUGGGGAGUUCUAUUAA